Messenger RNA from Homalodisca vitripennis (glassy-winged sharpshooter), 784 nucleotides. RefSeq lists its product as uncharacterized. The transcript is spliced from 5 exons. The record is from RefSeq and is a predicted model, not a curated record. Gene Ontology annotation, cellular component: membrane. The coding region runs from base 375 to 746 and encodes 123 amino acids. NCBI's taxonomy places the organism in Eukaryota, Metazoa, Arthropoda, Insecta, Hemiptera, Cicadellidae.
UCCAGACCGCGGCACAUAAUGAUAUACGUGGACAGAUGACUAUGAGCAUCGACCAGAAGUUGAUGUACGCCUUCAGAGGGUGGAUAGCUUUUGUGGCCUUCAUGGACCUCGGCGUCGCCUUCCGCUCCUUCAUCGAGAAACGCUGCUUCCUCGGCGAGUACGCAGAUGACAAGUCCGACCAACUGAUAGAGCAGAGUGAUACCACUUUGCCUAGAAGUGUCCUAGGAAUGUACUCUAUACUGAGCGUCAUAAAACUGUAGAUUAAUGACUUCUGCUGACUGAAAGUGUGUUCAGAGGUCCAUUCCCAUUCUGCCUCGUGCCCUAGGAAUGUACUCUAUGCUGAAGGUGAUCCCACUCUGCCUCGUGUCCUAGGAAUGUACUCUAUACUGAAAGCAAUAGCACUUAUCCAUUGUACAGUUUUCAUUCACUAUAGGCCCAUUAUAAGCAUGGGGAUCUGCUCAUUGUUGCUGACCAUUAUAAUGUACUUGAUGGAAGCCCUGUACUACCAGUCGGCUACGUUGAACUUCUACAUCAUCUUCCCUUGCGCUCUCAACAGUCUGACUCUCAUAGGGUUAGCUAUCUUACCACGAAGACUAUUGGAGGCCCCGUCUCUUGUAGAGGAUGAAAAUGCAGAACUUCUAAAGCAGGCGACAGCGUUCAAAAGAAGAAAAAGGGCCAAAAAAAGUGAACUGAUAUUUACAAACAUUUGUAGCAAUAACUCCUGCAAUUUUGUAGGCUUUAUUUGAUUCUUGCCUUUUGUAUAUAUUGUGUUAAGAAUAGUUAU